AUCUCAUGUGAUCUAAUCUUCUCAUUCAUAAGUUCAAUAUAUAUCCCACAUUCUCGCUUUGAAUUCAAAAAGAGGAAUAUCAUAUCAGACUAUUAGAGCGAGAUCAUGCUGUAAGUUUGUGCGCGCUGGUAUAUAUAAGUUGUGACACUGUAAAACGUACAUUAAACUGAAUACAGGGAUCUUAUACUUCAAGAUAUGAUUUCAAAUACUGAAACUUUCUUUUUUUGUAUUAAUCAUUUUAAAAAUAUUCACAUUUUGAAUGUGGUGUUUCUAAAAAUACAGAACAGAAACAACGGGAGUCUGGAAAUGUUUUGUAAAAAACCACCUUGUGAAAAAUCCUACAAGUAACUGGUUAAUGAUUAGUAACAUGAUCGGCUUUAUAAAUAGUAUUGCAGAAUAGUGCAGUCUUUCAGUAAUAAAAAUGGAGAGUGAUUAACUACUGGUCAGUGUGAAAGAAAGUCUGGGCAAAUAUAUAAGACUCUAUUGAUCCUGAACAACAUAUAUACACCUUUCUGAGCAACUUUGAUGUUGCUUAUUUCAACAAAACAAGUAAAAACUGCAAGGUGUUUCUAGUAACAUGAUUUGAUUCAGUAAUAAAAGGGUGUGGGUGCAAAGCCCUCCUGUCUGUAAUUCUUGAAUAAUGAAACAGAAAGUACAACUCAAGACAUCCCAGGCUUCUGAAGAACUGAAAUCUUUUGUCGAGACAGAACAAUAAAACACUUAAACGUUUAAAACUACUCCUCAGUUCCCAAACACUUUCAGAGCAUUGUUAAAGGAAGAGGUGAGAGAACGCACAAUGUUGUGUUUGUAGAAAUCUAUAUAUAAAAAAAGAGUAUGAAUUAUUUGAGUGACAUUGCCUUUUCUUGUUGUAUGGAAACAGCAGAGUUUUCAUUACUUACUAGUUUAUGAAGCCCCUUUUCAAUACAUUGUGUAAACAUGUAUGUAAUUGCACUUUAUAUAUCAGUAAUAUACAAUUGGUAAUACCCACAAAACCUGUAUCAUCUGGCUUCUGCAAACAUCAACCAAUAUGUUUUAACUUAGAGUUGUGACUGACAUUUUUCCAUACACAAUUAUUAUGAUUUCAUUGUGGAAUACUUCAUUUCCUGCUUUCAGGUGGUUGUUUUAUUCUGUCUUUGGUCCCGAUGACCUGCAUCAUCCUAUCCACUUCGCCAAUUCAAAUAGCUGUAUAUAAGUAAUUUUAGGAGUGUGAGGUGACAAGAUGAUGAAGCAUUUCACUUUGAUAUUCUGCUUGUGACUUUAGUUUAUUUGUAUUUAUAAAGCACUUUUCUAAACAAAGUUACAAAGUGCUGAACAAUAAUGAUUAAAGCAACAAAUAUGAAAAGUUAAAUAAAAAAAAUACAGUGGAGUAAAAGACAAUUAAAAAUUCAAAAAGAUUUGAUAAAGGUGUUUGCAGCUAUAGAAAGUCAAAUUCUAUUCAAUUCAAUUCAAUUUGAUUGCAUUUAUAAAGCAAAGUAUAGAUCCUUCAAAAAACCCAGAACCCCAACAAUCAGAAGACUCCUUUUAAAGAAGCACUUGGCACAGUGGGAAGGAAAAACUCCCUUUUAACAGGUAAAAACCUCUGGCAGAACCAGGCUCAGGGUGGGGCAGCCAUCUGCUGAUGCAAAAGACUUUAAAGCAUGAAAUGCCUCAAAACAGUUUUUCAAUCUAUUUUCACGUUAUAGUGAUUGAGUCUAUUAAAACACACACACACACACACACACACACACACACACACACACACACAAAGAGAGAGAAUAUAUGCACAUAUAACACGUGCUGAUGACGUGACCCAUCUCAUUACUCCGAAAACAUCAGUUCCAUAGAUUAUAAUUCAAUUUUCAAUAACAACCAAUGAAUUUCAUAUUCUGAAUAAACCCUUUUAAAUGAAACAUUUCAUCGCUUUCAAGCUAGAACUUUACAAUGAACGACCACUGUCAUCGGAUGUCAUUUACUUCCACUGUAGAAACACUAGGUGGAGCUAAACACUCACCACCAGGCGCCAUACUCGUAAUAACACAAUUUUGUACUACAGCACAAUGUUUUCUGGUGGUGGGCACCUCGAUAAUUUAGUAAUAACAAACAGAUUUCAAAGCAUAUAAGAAAAAGAAAACUAAUGCUGUCCACGGUGAAUUGGAAUAUUUAUGCUUUCGAAUUAUUGGAAACAGGCAAAAAGAAAAAUGAAAUAAACUGAAAAAAGCACUCCCUGGUCUGUAUCCCCACGUAAGCCCACCCCCCGCGAAAGUGAAAUCUGCCAUCCGUGCUGCAGUUCCUCUACAGUCUUUAAUUUGAAGUCACUCCUACCAGGACGCAUUUCCUCGGGCACAAGUGAGCGCUGGACCCUGCCGUCUUAUUAACGCACAGGUUUACUGACACAGCAGGACCCAAGGACUUUUGAAUCUAGUUAGCCUGAUUAAAAGCAGCUAACACUGACAUCAUUUUAUUGCACGGCUCCCUAAACGGAUGGCAUCGUAAUAAAAAAAAGAAAGUAAAAAAAGUUAUCACUCGGGGGAGAAUUCUCUGCGUAAAAGGGGACCGAGUAUGAAUGAUGUAUUGCGCAGAAUCUCGGCUCAUUUAGCCUACGAUUAAUUUACCGGAGAGAAGCGCAUCUCCAUCUCGUGGGAUGCGAGCGGGGCAUGUCUUGGCUGAAUGCUGUUGCGCGGUUUUGGUUAGACGGUGCCAAACUUGCGCAAAGAGCCCGAUUCUGCACAAGAACUGAUCGUUGCUAGUAAGGUGACCGAAAGCACACAAUGUCAGCCAUACGGCGGAAAUUUGGCGAGGACUACCAGGUGGUAAACACCAACCGGAGCAUGACUUUUUCCGCGCCGGUGAAGAAAAAGAGGCAGCGGUUUGUAGAGAAGAACGGCCGCUGCAAUGUCCAGCACGGUAACCUUGGGAGCGAAACCAGCAGGUACAUAUCUGAUCUAUUCACCACGCUGGUGGAUCUGAAGUGGCGCUGGAACCUGCUCAUCUUCAUCCUCACGUACACGGUGGCGUGGCUGGUCAUGGCUUCGAUGUGGUGGGUCAUCGCUUACAUCCGCGGAGACCUGAGCUACGGCGGCCACAACUCGUCCUACACCCCGUGCGUCGCCAACGUCUACAACUUUCCCUCCGCGUUCCUGUUCUUCAUCGAGACCGAGGCGACCAUCGGCUACGGCCACCGGUACAUCACGGAAAAGUGUCCUGAGGGUAUCAUCCUCUUCCUCUUCCAGUCGCUACUGGGCUCCAUCGUGGACGCUUUCCUGAUAGGCUGCAUGUUCAUCAAGAUGUCGCAGCCUAAGAAGCGCGCGGAGACGCUGAUGUUCAGCCAGGACGCGGUCAUUUCGCAGCGGGACGGGAAGUUAUGCCUCAUGUUCCGAGUGGGAAACCUGCGAAACAGCCACAUGGUGUCCGCUCAGAUCAGGUGCAAACUCAUAAAGUCUCGGCAGACCCCAGAGGGCGAGUUCCUGCCUCUGGAUCAGUGUGAACUGGAUGUAGGUUUCGGGACGGGGGCAGAUCAGCUUUUCCUAGUGUCACCUUUGACUAUCUGCCAUGAGAUCAACAGCAAGAGCCCGUUCUUCGACCUGUCACAGCGCUCGCUCAUGAACGAUCAGUUUGAGAUUGUUGUCAUUCUGGAGGGCAUCGUGGAGACCACUGGUAUGACAUGCCAGGCAAGGACAUCUUACACUGAAGAUGAAGUCUUGUGGGGUCAUCGCUUCCUCCCUGUCAUGUCUCUUGAAGAGGGCUUCUUCAGAGUCGAUUACUCCCAGUUCCACAACACCUUUGAAGUCCCCACACCUCCCUACAGUGUCAAAGAGCAGGAGGAGAAGUCCUCCCUGACGUCACCCAACCCCCUGCCUGUUGCGCCUACUCCCCCUUCGCCUCUGUUGAGGAACAGCAGCCGAGUAGGCCGCAGGGAGAGGCUCCUGUCAGCUGACAAUGCAGACCAUGUAGACGAUCAAGUCUCCAGGCUGCCCAGCAAACUCCAGCGCAUGAGCUCCAGCAGGGAGGAGCAUCUCUGGAGGGGGCUGAAGACUGGGUCAGCUUUGCCCGGGGGGAAGGCCUCCAGCACAGGAGAUCUGCCGCUUAGUAUUCAGAGGCUGAGGUCCAGCUCCAUCCCUGUAGUGAGGCAAGGACAUCCGGAGGAGCAGGUCCAGCUGUUGUCUUUGGAUGGAGAAGCUGAGGAGAGUGAGCUGGAGAAGCACAGAUUGUCCACAGCCAUUAGCACCCUUGCUGCUCCAACCCCAGCACCAGUCCAGAUCUCCUUGGUAGGGAGUCGGCCAGAGGACAACUUGCCUCCCAAACUGCGCAGAAUGAAUGCUGACCGCUGACAUCUGCAAACUACCUUCAGGACUAAAACUAAUCUGAAAAAUUUAUCAGGCUUGAUGGGCAUUGCAUAUAAGUAAAGUCUACUGUGAUCUAAGUUUUUUUUUUGUAAUUUCUGCAGAUUCUCUCCAGUUUUCAGUAUUUCUUAUCAGGCUCUUUACUAAGUUGUCCAUUGCCACAAAUAGAAGGACAACACCAAUAAGCCAUCCAUCCGCUCAUACUGUGACUCAGUUUUGAUAUAUCACCAUCUGUGCCCCCCACUGACUUUUAACACUUAUGUCCUUGUGCUUGUUCCUUUCAUUUCUUUUCCCAGAAGUUGCAUCAAAGACUUUCUUAUGGUCUCAAACUGCUGUAUCCACUUUUUUAAUUGAACAAGCACCAAAGUGGCAGUUGUAAAUAAGACUGAUCAUUUGCUAAACCAGCUCCCUUAAAACAGUGACUGUCCAGUGGCUGCUUAGCAAAGAUAACCAGGCAUGGCAGGCCUGUCAAGCUUUGGAUUCACUUAUUAUUCUUGAUUUCUCUCAUAAUAAGUGUGCAGUGGUGUUUAAAUUAAGCCUUUACCAAACAUAAAACAAUGUGCAAAAGGAUAAGAAAGUGUUUGAGAGGUUUGCUCAUUUGUAUCAAUGUAAAACUUAUCUGUAGCAGAUGCUGUUUGCUACUGGACAACCUACUGUAGUAGUCAAAUACUACCUAAUCUCUAAAAACAGAUUUUGCAUAUGAAUAUGUACAAUCUGUAGGCAAGACACAAGAUUUCUGUACCAGGCACACUCUGGUUUCUUUUUGUAGUCUUUUUGUAGUCCAGGCGUACUUUACUAGUGAUGCGCCGAUAUGAUAUUUGGAUCAGAUUUUGGUCCGAGCCUAAUUCUAAAGGCUGGAUUGGAUAUUGUUUAAAACAAGAUGAUCUAUGACCAAUCUAUUCAUUUUUACUGUAUUUGAUUUACUCAGCAGCAACAGACUGGUUGCUAUUGGCCAAGCUAACAAAGCACUAAGUAAGCUAACAGCAAAGCAGCAGUUGAUGCUUUCUCUUUCUUGCUCCUUCACUUGUUUGGAAGCUUUUAUUACUCUUUAUUACACUCUUGGUUACAUAAUGUGCUUGUGCCAGCUCAACUUCACACCAAUAUAUCAAGGAGUAGUAAAAGCAGGUGAACUCAGAUUGAGAGGAAGUAAAGGAGAAACUAGCAUGAUUGUCACUGAAAGCAGUGUGCAGUAGGCUUGCACUGAGCUUGGACUAAUGCAAAUAAAUUAGGUAAAUAAUGAAAAUUAAAUUUUACAUUUUAUUCUUUUUUUCCUGUUGUAUUAUUUUAUUAAUAAAUAUAAAAUCAAGUACAUUUUUAUUCUUGGAUGCAUGUAUUUGUCAGGAAAGCAAGAUUUAAGCUGAGCCUGGUGCUAGCUAAAACAUAAAUGAAUGGUACUCUUCCUCACAGUGAGGAUUACAGUUUAUUGAUUUAACUCUGGUACUGGAUCAACAGAUACUCAAUGCCAAGAUCUCAGUAUUGGAUCAGAGUAAAAGCAGGAUUGGUGUGUCCCUAUUUUUGACUAACUUUGGUUGAUAGUCAUUUUGUAGAACAAUAGAGGAAUAUGCAUUUGCUAAAACGCAUCAGAUAACUAUCAGCUAUUGUCUAACAAUGAUUUGGGUUUUUAAUUGCUUUUUUGCCUGACAUCACAAACACUAAUCAGAGGAUGGAAGAAGAGAGUAAGGUUCUAAGACCAUCUCCUCUUUAAUUAAUUUAAUUUAUUUUUACGUAAAAUCCAGCAGCUUUAGCUUCAGUCUUUUUGCACAGUAUCAUGUCUGAAGGCAUCCAGUGCAUAUUUAGAUCAUUUUUUCAAGAUUAGACAUUGGUUUUUUUUUGCUAACAUUGACCUUUCAUCCCACAUGCAAAGCUUGCAUUAGCCUAAUUAGCUGGUUAACAUAAAGCUACAGAAAUGUAGCUCCUGCCUUUGUGCGUUUUAGUAGAAAAACUGGAUGAGUGCCAUACAAGAAAGCAACAGGGGGACAGGGUUUAACUUUACGCAAUUUAACCUGAAGUGGGUGAAAAAAAAAAUCACUGAUACACCUGUUACUUUAAUAUGUAUUUAGGACUACGAUUUAUUUGGAUGCUCAUAUGAGCAACCGCAUUACCUAUUGUGCAAUUUUAACAAUUUUUACCUCUUGGUGCACUGUUUGCAUUGGACCAUUACACAUGGGGUGCCAAAUGCAAUCACAAAUCAAUUUUAGACCGCAGAUUUUCUGUCAUUAUUAACUGGUUUAUCAGAAUGUAAAACAAUGUAGGAAUGCAGGCAGGAUGACGUCAGAGGAUCUGUGUAUUAUUGCCAAUAUAAAGGAAAGAUUACUUCAUAUUGCAACUGCUAAAUAAUAAAUUCUUUGAAAACACAACUGUGCCUAUUAGCACUGAUAAUUUUCCCUAUGAAAAAAAGCUGUAUUGCCUUUUCUGUUUGACUCAGUUUGUAUAUUUGCACACUGUGUUCAACAUCCAGAGCAGUUUCAUCCUGCAGAACCAUUCAGCAGCUCAUGUGUCACCUGCUGUGGUGGCUAAACCAGCAUUCAUCAAAUAUUAAAGCCUUAAACGUGAGCGUGAGUUUCUACUAUUUUGAAGCAAAUUUUAGAAUGACAAGCUAGAUCCUUCAGACAAAAUCUUCAGGUAGUUACCCCUGGCUGGAAGGUUAACUGAGUUAAAUCUAGCCCCUUAACCUUCUCCUCUGGCUGCAACUUCAAUUAUGGUGCCAUAAAUCACAGGUUAAACAAGCUUGGUAAGUGGCAUGAUUGCUGCUGACACAUGUACUCCAUAGGCAGAAAAUCUUGCAGAGAUUAGACUUAAACAUCAGAGGAUGUCAAGCGUUUAUUAGUCAUGCUGCAAAGAAUAGCAGAAGAAUGAAAUGUGAUUAUGUAACUAGUUGAGAGUAAGAAAUGACCUCCGUCCAGCUUAAGAUAAAAUUAACUCAGAUAAAUGGUGGUGGGAAAGAAUAAAUCAAAGACCAUAAUGCUGUAUAAUGAUGGACCAACUGAAAUAUGCAUUCAUUAUUCAGUAAUCAUUCAAAUGUGCUUGGAAAAAAAAAAGAUUAGUCUAAUUUUCAUUCAAAGGCACUUUCUUGAUAAAAAUUUUACAUAUAAACAGGACACAGUUUGCAUCAUUUGUAUUCACUGACUUAUUUCAUAUUUGGGUUAUGCUAAAAAACCAAUGAAAUUGCAUUUAAUCGAGCAAAAAUAAAACACAUAAUAAAAGCUUAUCACUACCUUGAAUAUCAUAAGAAGAAAAACAUUUAAGAGGAAAAUUGAAAUAAAAAAUUGGUAAAUUUACUGGAGAACAGUCACACAAUAAAUCGUUGGAAAAUUUGACUGAACAUACACUUAUUAAAGCUCACAGGCAAGUCUUAGAAUCGUAAACUGUUCAGUUCUAGCUUUGAUAAACAAUCUUUUUGUUUUUGAAAAGUAUAUGUAUUCUUUAUAUGGCGCCAAAUGACAACAACGGUCACCUCAACGUGCUUAAUACUGUACGAUAGAGUAUUAGUGAGAAAAUCCCAACAAUCAGAUGAUUUCUUAUCAGCAAGCUCUUGGCAGCAGCGGGAAGGAAAAAAACAUCCUUUUAGUAGAAAGAAACCUCCAGCAAAACUGAAGGCAGCCAUCUGCCUUGAUCACUUAUGGAUUGAGGGAAAAUAGAAGAGAAGAAAAACAGAUCAUAGAGAGGACAAAACACGUAGUAUGUGAGAA
Oreochromis niloticus (Nile tilapia) is the source of this 8008-nucleotide messenger RNA. Its product is annotated as G protein-activated inward rectifier potassium channel 1. Gene Ontology annotation, biological process: potassium ion import across plasma membrane; regulation of monoatomic ion transmembrane transport. Gene Ontology annotation, cellular component: plasma membrane. The record is from RefSeq and is a predicted model, not a curated record. NCBI's taxonomy places the organism in Eukaryota, Metazoa, Chordata, Actinopteri, Cichliformes, Cichlidae. Gene Ontology annotation, molecular function: G-protein activated inward rectifier potassium channel activity. The transcript has 3 exons. Bases 2748 to 4307 code for a protein of 519 amino acids.